This is a messenger RNA of Capsella rubella, 1564 nucleotides long. RefSeq names its product trichohyalin. The transcript is spliced from 2 exons. Lineage: Eukaryota; Viridiplantae; Streptophyta; Magnoliopsida; Brassicales; Brassicaceae. The coding region runs from base 1 to 1533 and encodes 510 amino acids. The record is from RefSeq and is a predicted model, not a curated record.
AUGGCGGCGAUGUUCAGGAGACCAAAACCGGGCGGUGGUAGUCACCCGCCACCGCUGGCUCCGACUGUGAGCAGUUUCAAACCGAGAGCUCAAUGGACUAACUCCGGAUCUUCCAUUUUCCUCUACGUCAACCUUCCUGGGUUUUAUAGGGAUCAAAUAUCAAUAAAGAUGGAUGUGAGGACGAGGACUGUCCAGAUUCAAGGCCAGCGACCGCUCUCUACGCAGACUAAGGCUCGUUUCAAUGAAGCUUACCGUGUCCCUGAGUCCUGUGACAUGAGUAAAUUGAGCACAAGCUUCUCACAUGGACUCUUGACGAUCGAGUUUCAAGCGAUCGUGGAAGGUGUCCAAGAUCAGGGGAAGAUUGGACAGAGGUCUAAUCAGGAGAAAAGUGGUCCUAAUGGGAGUACCUUGGGACGAAAGAAACCUUUGAUCGAGGAGAAACAAGUGGGAACAAGCGAAGAGAAACCUGCUCCAACGUUGAAUAAAGAAGAACCGAAAACGUAUAAAUCAGUGGUUGAGGGUAAAAGAACGGUGCCAACUGGAAAUGUAGAGAAGUCUGAACCGAAAGUAAAAGCAGGAGAAGCGAUCCCUAAAGUAAGGGGCAAGGAGAGCGCGAAAGAAGCGAAGGUGGUUGAGAGAAAGGGGGCUACUCAAAUGAGUCAGCAAAAGACUGGACAGAAGUUGAAGGAGGAAGAGGCUAGAAGUACACCGACCCUUGGUGGUAGCUUGAAACUCAAGGAACGUGCGAAAGAAGAGAAGGUGGUUGAGAGAAAGGAAGCUCCUCAAAUAGGUCAGCAGAAGAUUGGACAGAAAGUGAAGGAAGAAGAGGCUAAACGUUCACCAGCCCUUGGUGCUAGUAGCAUAAAAGCCAAGGUACGUGCGAUAGAAGAGAAAGCAAGUGAGGGGAAGAAAGAUGCUGAUAUAAGUCAGAAUAAGACUGGGCAAAUGGUGAAGGAGAAAGAGAUUAUCAGUAGAUCACCGGCAGUUGAUACUGGCUUGAAACCUAAGGUACAUGCUAAUCUUGUUGGACAAAAGGGAGAUGGUGAAAUAGGUCAGAAGCUGAAAGAGGAAGGAAAUAUUAAACUGGGCCAAAAGGAACAGGAGAAAUACACAAAACCAGUUGUUGGUGAUGAGGCAAGAAGAACAGAGAAGAUGAAUCAAGCAGAGUCUCAGCUAAAAACGAAAGAAAGAGAUGAAAGAACUGAGCUGGAUGCUGACGAUGGCUUGAGAAACAAUCAGGAUGAGAAAAAGGAAAUAGUUGGAGACAUGGUAAGUGAAGGAGAGAUCCAAGAGAGAGUGGAGCAAAAGAAGAUAGGGGAAACCAGUUUAGCCAAAUAUACAGGAGAACAUGAGGAUAACGCUGGACAGACCAAGAACAGCAUGGACUCUCUUCCUGCAGCAGGAGGAAACGGAAAAGGUGAAGAAGACACCCGGACAUAUGACGUAUCUUUAGUUAAUGUCGGCGCAGCUGCUCUUGUGAUUAUGGGCUUUGGUGCUUAUGUAUUUGUACCACUUGUAAAAUAUUUCUCUUGAUUUUGUUAACAACAAAAUAAAAGUGGGUGAU